Molecule: messenger RNA, 1535 nt
Organism: Ochotona curzoniae (black-lipped pika)
Lineage: Eukaryota; Metazoa; Chordata; Mammalia; Lagomorpha; Ochotonidae
Gene: POU3F1
Product: POU class 3 homeobox 1
Exons: 1
Coding region: 66-1430 (454 amino acids)
Biological process (GO): regulation of transcription by RNA polymerase II; brain development
Cellular component (GO): nucleus
Molecular function (GO): DNA-binding transcription factor activity, RNA polymerase II-specific; RNA polymerase II cis-regulatory region sequence-specific DNA binding
Source: RefSeq, a predicted model, not a curated record
CGGAGCGGAGCGGCGGCAGCGGCGGCGGCGGCGGCGGCGCGGCGCAGGGCAGGGCGCGGGGCGGCAUGGCCACCACCGCGCAGUACCUGCCGCGGGGCCCCGGAGGCGGAACCGGGGGCACCGGGCCGCUCAUGCACCCGGACGCCGCGGCGGCAGCGGCGGCGGCGGCGGCCGCCGAGCGGCUGCACGCGGGGGCCGCGUACCGCGAAGUGCAGAAGCUGAUGCACCACGAGUGGCUGGGCGCGGGCGCGGGCCACCCCGUGGGCCUAGCGCACCCUCAGUGGCUACCCACGGGAGGAGGCGGCGGUGGCGACUGGGCCGGCGGCCCGCACCUGGAACACGGCAAGGCGGGCGGCGGCGGCACCGGCCGAGCAGACGACGGCGGCGGUGGCGGCGGCGGAGGAGGAGGUUUCCACGCGCGCCUGGUGCACCAGGGGGCGGCCCACGCGGGCGCGGCAUGGGCGCAGGGCGGCGCGGCGCACCACUUGGGCCCGUCCAUGUCGCCGUCGCCCGGGGCCGGCGGGGGUCACCAGCCCCAGCCGCUCGGGCUGUACGCACAGGCGGCCUACCCGGGGGGCGGCGGCGGCGGCCUGGCCGGGAUGCUGGCGGCGGGCGGUGGCGGCGCGGGGCCGGGCCUGCACCACGCGCUGCACGAGGACGGCCACGAGGCUCAACUGGAGCCGUCGCCGCCGCCGCACCUGGGCGCACACGGACACGCACACGGACACGCACACGCAGGCGGCCUGCACGCGGCGGCGGCGCACCUGCACCCAGGCACGGGCGGCGGCUCGUCGGUGGGCGAGCACUCGGACGAGGAUGCGCCCAGCUCGGACGACCUGGAGCAGUUUGCCAAGCAGUUCAAGCAGCGGCGCAUCAAGCUGGGCUUCACGCAGGCCGACGUGGGGCUGGCGCUGGGCACGCUGUACGGUAACGUGUUCUCGCAGACCACCAUCUGCCGCUUCGAGGCCCUGCAGCUGAGCUUCAAGAACAUGUGCAAGCUCAAGCCGCUGCUCAACAAGUGGCUGGAGGAGACCGACUCGUCCAGCGGCAGCCCCACCAACCUGGACAAGAUCGCGGCGCAGGGCCGCAAACGCAAGAAGCGUACGUCCAUCGAGGUGGGGGUCAAAGGCGCCCUGGAGAGCCACUUUCUCAAGUGCCCCAAGCCCUCGGCGCACGAGAUCACGGGCCUGGCCGACAGCCUGCAGCUGGAGAAGGAGGUGGUGCGCGUCUGGUUCUGCAACCGGCGGCAGAAGGAGAAGCGCAUGACCCCCGCAGCCGGCGCGGGCCACCCGCCCAUGGACGACGUUUACGCGCCCGGGGAGCUGGGGCCGGGCGGGGGCGGUGCGUCGCCGCCCUCGGCGCCCCCGCCGCCCCCGCCGGCAGCGCUGCACCACCAUCACCACCACACACUGCCCGGCUCGGUGCAGUGACCCCCGCGGGCUGGGCCCCCCGCCGACGCGUGCGCGCCUGAGCGCGAGCGCGGCCGACCGGAUUCUUUUUGUUGUUGCUGUUUCGGUUGCUUUUGGAUUUUACAA